AACAUGUUUUCAUUUCACACAGCAGUGCACCAUUACGGGUGUUGCGCAGUUUGGUGGCCGCCAUUUUGCGAUUAAAACAGGACGAAUUCGGCGAGAAGGCCCGGGGAACCCCUUCUACAUUCGCCCAUAUUUAUACCAGGAAAUCAUGGACCCCACCGGUGCGGUUGUGCAGCAGCCCAGGUACGAACAAAUGGUAGCCUAUAGCGAUGCUGACGUCGCUGUGCAGAUGCCCCCUGCAGUGCCGAUGGGUACCGUGGUUACCUCCCAGCCGACCACUACCACCACCAUCAUAAACAUCGGGCAGAGCAACUUCCUGUACCCUCGAGGCAUUCCACGUGACUGGUCUACGCCUCUCUGCGGUUGUUUUGAGGACUGUGUUGGGUGUCUGUGCGCGUUCUUCUUUUUCCCCUGCUACGAGUGUCACGUGGCCACCAAGAUGGGCCAGAACUGUUGCACGCCCAUCUGCGUGCCAAACGGCACCAUGGUGAUGAGGGCCCACGUCCGUGGACGUCAUAACAUCCAGGGAACGCUGAUCAACGACUGUUGCACCGUAACGUUCUGCACCCCGUGUGCGUUGGCUCAGCUUUCCCGCGAGAUCGACAACAUGCAGAGCGGGCGUGCCGCACCAUAAGGAGGCAUCGACAGCAGACAUCAAGGCCGGCUGGACAAGAACAGCUUCAUAACAACUUGUUUUACGGUCGUAGUACCUUAACAACCCUCGCAGGCUUCUUUAAAAACCAAGUUUCAUGGCUUUGAGUGUACAAGCAAUUCAGGUUUUACCGCAUUUCUGUGGUAAAAGUUAUAUAAAGCGCCAUUUAGGUUCCCAAUACACAUGCCUAAAAUUGUAACCGAAAAUGGUCCUUCAUUAGCUAGGCCUGUGCGGUCUGUGUACGCACUGUGCUUUAUCCAUUAAGAUGGUGUUUUAUUUUGCAAGUUGAACGAAUCAGAAGUUUGAAAAGGCUUUUCUUUUGAUCUCCAGCGAUGGAUGUCACUCUCAUGUGGAUGUUUGUUAUCGAUACUCGGGUCUCGAAUUUGAAUUCUUGUCAUGCAUGACCAGUGAGUGUGUAUCUUAGACGAUUGAUACCUGUCACAAAAAGUGGUCGACUUGUGGGAACUUUUUGUUGUCUAAAAACAAACAAUUUUGUUCAAUGGUGGAAAACAAGAAAAAAACCGAACCCAUGGGUUAACAGUGUAUUUUUUUAAACUUCUUUUAAUAAGAUUUUUCUGUUACAUUUUAAUCUUUGAUAAAGGCCACAAAUUAUGAAACUUGGCCUGUAGUGAGGCGUACCCAUUGAAAUAGAACUUUUUUAAGACACGGGAACGCAAAGAGUGAGGCUUCCAUCAGUAUCGCUACUGGUUGCGGCAGAAUUUGUAAACGGAAUCCCGUUACCCUUGCGGCUUCCAUCAUGUCGUCACUGUAAGUUUAUUAAACCUGUGCUUGGUGCCAUUUUUAUCAUUUGUAGACGGUGUUGAUACCGUAUUUCAUGUAGAAAGUAAAUCUCCACGUCGUGAGCAAGAUGUAGCCUUUUCUAUACCUGAAGCCGUGAUUGGACUAAGCCGGGGACCGGAAUUUUAGUCCUUCACUGCGGCAGCACCACGCUGGUUAUGAGGUGGUACGUGCGCGUCACAUUCCUGCCGAAUGCACCCGCGCCUCAAGUCUUAAAAGUCAUUUUCCCCUUGUGCGUCAGUUGCAAGUGUUCAGUCGACAUGGUACACGGUUCCGGAUGCGGAAAGGACCAAACAACGCAUACACAUUUGGGACUCUCUCGCGCGCGCGAGUUGUAGUACCAGCGGCUAGGGCGUCUCCUCGGGUAAAUGAGAGUGCCGGGGGAGGGCGUGUCAUCGAGAGUUGUAGUGCGGCUUGACCUCAAAAUAUUGGAAGGAGAAUUUUUCAGUAUCAAGUCUACGUUGAGUAGAAAUUUAGCUCCAGAAUACAUGGAGGCCUAUUAGGAUAGGAGAAAUCUGAAUUCGAAACUUUCGAAUGACAUUAGCUUCGGACGUUACAACAGAAUUUCACGACCAAAAUGAUUUUUAAAAAGCGUGCUUAUAUUUUUAACGUCUUUUAUCACGUAAAAACCUGUUUGCUUACUUAACUUGUUCAUUGUAUUUUAGUUUGUUUUGGUUUUGCUUUCGUGCGUUCUUGUUACUGCAUGCUUGACUUGUAAACAAUAAAGCAGAGUUGUAAACUCA
Molecule: messenger RNA, 2190 nt
Organism: Acanthaster planci (crown-of-thorns starfish)
Lineage: Eukaryota; Metazoa; Echinodermata; Asteroidea; Valvatida; Acanthasteridae
Product: cornifelin-like
Source: RefSeq, a predicted model, not a curated record